AUGGAGGCGCAGGGAGGGGCUGGAAGCCCAGAGCCAAACAAAGACAUUCAGAAGUUGUUGAAGCCAUCCAGCUCUGCAGACCUCUGCAGGGAUCUGUUCCAGCCUCCUGUAGCUGAAGAGGAAGGCGCUUUGUCAGGGCACACGUCUGCCAGUCUGCUGCACAUCGCUGAGCGGAGACGCGAGUCCCGGGAGCCUCUGAGCAGCGUGUCGUCAUUGGAGGUCCACUUUGACCUCUUGGAUCUGACAGAGUUGACUGACAUGUCUGACCAAGAGUUAGCAGAGGUUUUUGUUGACUCUGACGAAGAAAACCACAACGAGUCAUCAGCAGGGUCCCAGCAGCCUGUGUUGAAGACUGGGUACAUGCGCUCCCCCUCCUGGACACGCUGUAACAAGGCAGAGACUCAGAGGGAGAGGAAACACCACAGUGACUCGGACACCAUGGAGCCCUUCAUGAAGCUGGAGCGCUCCAAACAUCCCUGA
Molecule: messenger RNA, 480 nt
Organism: Knipowitschia caucasica
Lineage: Eukaryota; Metazoa; Chordata; Actinopteri; Gobiiformes; Gobiidae
Source: the annotation of a GenBank genome assembly